Messenger RNA from Zingiber officinale, 795 nucleotides. RefSeq lists its product as uncharacterized. The coding region runs from base 1 to 795 and encodes 264 amino acids. Gene Ontology annotation, cellular component: nucleus. Gene Ontology annotation, biological process: regulation of DNA-templated transcription. The record is from RefSeq and is a predicted model, not a curated record. Lineage: Eukaryota; Viridiplantae; Streptophyta; Magnoliopsida; Zingiberales; Zingiberaceae. The transcript has a single exon.
AUGGCACGCGAUCGCUCUCCCUCUCCCGGUGAGCAGAAGGACCGCCGCAAACGCAAGAAAACGAGGUCCGCCGGCGACUCCUCCGACCCCAAGGGCGACAGCCAAACCCUAACUUCUGACUCGACGCCGCGGGAUCCCUCUCCCGAUGAGCGGAAGCGCCUCGGCAAUGGCAAGACCACGAGGUACGUCCGCGACGACUACGUCGUGAUCCUGCGUGGCGCUCUGGAUUUCCGCCGCAUGACGGGCUUGAUGCCCUCCAAGUCCAUCUUUUUCGCCCUUUACGACUCUAUCAAGGACAAGCUUCACGAGUCCCUGUCCCAGGAACGGGUAUUUAGCAAAUUCCUCUUCCUGCGCCAUAAGCUCAGGCAGCCUCCCUCCAAUGGACAUUCAUCAUACAGUGACCUCCUCUAUGAGCUCGCCGCCAAGCUCUGGCCCAAGGAUGAGAACGCGAUAGGCGUGAAGAAUGUUAGAAAGAAAGAGAAGACACAAAAGAAGAUUGAGGAUGUGGAGAUGGAAGAGAAAAAUGAUCUUGUGGAGAUGGAAGAAGUAGAGCAAUCCUACCCUUAUUUGGUCGCUUCUGCGAACGAUUUUUGGAAAGCAUAUGGCUUGUCGAAUGUACUGUUGGAGACAGGUUUGAAGCGGUUGGAUCCCUUGAAGGCCAAAGCUCUAGAGGCGAAGUUGAAGAAGCAUUUCGAGGCCGAAAUGGAGAUCAAUGCAGAAUUGCAAAAGAUUGACUCUGACAUCUUUGCACUUCUGAGUGCAACAUCCAAGCCUAUAUAUGAGCUCAUAGAUUGA